Molecule: messenger RNA, 5044 nt
Organism: Rhinopithecus roxellana (golden snub-nosed monkey)
Lineage: Eukaryota; Metazoa; Chordata; Mammalia; Primates; Cercopithecidae
Product: putative golgin subfamily A member 6-like protein 3
Exons: 14
Coding region: 281-1531 (416 amino acids)
Source: RefSeq, a predicted model, not a curated record
CCCAGGCCGCCACACAGCUCCCCGCAGAGGCCUCGGAGCCCCUUACCGUUUUCCAGCCGUGCUGCGACUAAAGUUGAGCCAGCGGGGAGAGGCGGAGCCGCCAAAGCUCCGCCGGGCUGUCCCGCCGGGUGGUCGUGGCCUUGAGAGGGGCUCCGGAUCGGCUCACCUUCCGCGCCCCUCCCGCCGGAAAUGAGGAAUGGGACAACAGAAGAAGUGACUUCAAAAGAAGAGGAAGAAGAAGAGAUGGCUGAAGAUAUAGAAGAACUUAGAUCACUAUGAGAUGAAAGAAGAGCCUAUUAGUGGGAAAAAGUUGGAGGAUGAAGGAAUUGAAAAAGAAAAUUGGGCAAUAUUAGAGAAAAUUAGGAAGACUGAAAGGCAAGACCAUUUAAAUGUGCUGCAGUGUCUGGGCCAGUGCAAGCUUCAGAUAGACUUAUGGAAGAGCUCAGGGACAUACACAGAUCACAGAGUUAUAAGACAGUUAAAAGAAUAUUGGCAGAGGAAGAGCCCUGGCGUUCCAGCAGGAGCCAACAGGAAAAAGAAAAUCAAUGGCAGUAGCCCUGACACAGCCACUUCUGGUGGUUACCGCUCACCUGGGGAUUCAGCAACAGGUGUCUAUGGGGAGGGCCCUGUGUCAUCUACUACCCUGAAAGAUCUGCAGGUUCGCACAUUGAAGGAGGAGAAGAAGCAUGAGAUACAUCGGGUACAGAAGCUUGGGAGGAGCUUGUUCAAACUCAAACACCAGAGGGCUGAACCCUGGGCCCCAGAGCCCCCAGCAGGGCCCUUGGAGGUGGAGCAGCUACAAGAUGAGACCAAACACCUAAGGAAGGAGCUAGAGAGUCUGGGAAGACAGCUCCAGGCCGAGGUGGAAAACAAUCAGAUGUUGAAUCUCCUGAACAGGAGACAGGAGGAGAGGCUACGUGCGCAGGAGGAGAGGCUGCGUGCGCAGGAGGAGAGGCUGCGUGAGCAGGAGGGGAAGCUACAUGAGCAGGAGAGACUAUCUGGGCAGGAGGAGAGGAUACAUGAGCAGGAUGAGAGGCUAUGGGAGCAGGAGUGGCUGCCAGAGCAGGAGAGGCUGCUGGAGGAGGUGAAGAAGCUGUUGGAACAGAAAAGACAGGAGGAGGAGGAGGAGGAGGAGAAGCUGCUAGAGCAUGAGAGGCUGCUGAACCAGGUAGAGAAGUUGCUGGAAGAGGAGAGGCUGCGGGAGCAGGAUGAGAGGCUGCGGGAGGAGGAGAGGCUGCCAGAGCAGGAGAGGCUGUUGGAGCAGGUGGAGAAGCUAUUGGAACAGGAGAGGUGGCAGGAGGAACAGGAGAGGCUGCUGGACCAGGGGAGGCUGCUGGAGCAGGUGGAGAAGCUUUUGGAACAGGAGAGGCGACAGGAGGAGCAGAAGAGGCUGCUGGAGGAGGAGCAGCUGCUGGACCAAGUGGAGGAGCUGCUGGAACAGGAGAGGCUGUGGGAGCAGGAUCAGAGGCUGUGGGAGCAGGAGACACUGCAGGAGCUGGAGAGGCUGCGGGAGCUGGAGAGGAUGCUGUAGCUGGGGUGGGAAGCCCUCUACGAGCAGCAGACUGAGCCACACAGCAGCUUCAAGGACCUGAACAACGAGAACAAGAGCACACUGCAGUUGGAGCAGCAAGUAAAGGAGCUGAAGCUGGGCGAGCUGAAAGACAGGGAGCACCUGGAAGCUACGAGCCAGCAGAAACAGCAGCUAAAGCCCAGUUGAGCCUCAUAGCUCUCCCUGGGGAAGGUACAGGAGACCACUCGGAGGAAGAGGCGAGAGCCCCGGGAGGAAAGGGGGACUGUUAGCAGCAUAGGAUUGAGGAGUUGGAAGAGACCUUUAAGACAGCUGGUCAUUAUGCUGACCGGGUGUCCGUGCUAAGUUCGGUAUCAAUAUGGUGACCUCCUGGGAGCAGGAGGCCAUCAGGUUGCCUAAGGACAGGAGAACUGGCCCAGGUCAGAAAGGGACCAGGUCAGGACUCCCGCACCAAUCGGUAGUGGGACUGUUCCUGGGCAAUAUGGUAAGAUCAUAGUUCUUAAAAGUAAAAAUACAGAACAGCUUACUCCUCUCUGGGAAUGGGCUGGCUCAGGGCUACACAGUGAGGGUGGGGGCAGAGGUGGGCCCCCAGUACUUCCCUUGUUGGGUUGUCUGAGGACCCCUCUGGCCUAGAGGAGAUGGAGGAGGACAUCUGGACAGUGAGGAGGAGGAGGCGCCUCGGCCCAUGCUGAACAUCCCAGGGGACCUGGAGAGCCUAGAGGCCAGGUGGCAUUUUUCAAUGACGCUGGAGCCAGUGCCCAGGAAGAGCAAAGGGUGUGCUGCCAGCCCCUGGCUCACCCAGUGGCUUCAUCCCAAAGGACCCCAGGGACUGAGGAGCGACUUUAUGGAGGACAAAGUGGACCUGAAGGAGCCGGUGGAGUAACUAGAGCUUCAAUUCAUCCACCUCUCGGGACAGACACCAUGAGAAAGUACAUCAGCCAGAGAGCAGUGCCAAAAUGCGUCACUGGGAGAGGAGGAUGGGAGAGGAGGACAUCAUCAGGCUGGCCCAGGACCAGGAGAUGCAAGUGAACCUGCUGGAGCUACAGGGACAGGUGUUGUGGCUUGUGGGCAACCAGAACGAGGGGCACGACAAAUUCCUGACCACUGCCCAGAGUCCUGCUGAUCAGUCCGCUCUAGGAGCCCCAAUCCCCCAUUAGCUUGGGAGUGCUGACAAGCAGGGUGGUGAGUAGAGCCCUCAGGCGGGGUGGGCAGACAGGAGCAGGGGAGGCUCGCCCUGAGCUCAGAUCCCCUCCUCCGUCUGAAGAUCUUCAUGAGGUGAGCCUCACUGACAGCGUGGAGCCUGCAUCAGGAGAGGCCAGAGUGGGUUCUCCCCACGACAACCCCACUGCACAGCAGAUCGUGCAGCUGCUUCCUCUAACGCAGGACUCCCCAGGAGCACCGAGGUUUGGGCAGCAACCCCUGCAUGCCAUUCUUUUCACGGUGCUGAGAUCAGGGAGAUAAACAUCAUCAUCAUCUAAGAGCUGGUCAAGAAAUUUAAAAACAAACAAAAAAGGUUUAGGGGUUAAUCUCCUACACAAUUCAUUUACUUCAUUUGAAUGUUAGAGUCACUCAUGUUUAUUUGUGUUUCUAACUUAGUUUAAAUUUAUUUGUAAAAAGUUACAGAAGAGUGGGUCUUUCCCUCAUGUUCGCUAUGGCAUCCUUUAGCAUUUUUCUUUUUAUUUGAUAACUGUAGGUUAUUAGCAUGCAUAUCGAGUUUGCUCAAUGUGGUGGGAGUUCAAACACGCAAAGACCCACUAUAUGCACAAAACUGUUCUUACUGGUUUGGAAUAGGCUGCCAUGCUUUUUUAAUGUUAUUGCAGCAUGUAUAUUCAUUACAAAAUUCAGAUAAAAUUUGCCUAUGUUCUGCUAUUAUGCUUGAUCGACUCCUAAUCACAGUGAGCUCUUCAUUAGCUCAAUAUGUGGCUUGCCCUCAAGUGCGCUGUUUAUUAGUUUGUUAUGUGCCACUGUGUGUACUGACAUUUACAGUUGUUUAAAGAUGGAGCACUGGAGAGAGACUUUCCCCCUUUUUCUGUGUAUUGGGAUGGGUGUAAUAACAUUUUGGGGAGCUUUUUAAAUCUCCCAAAAGAGGAAAGUGGCCUGCUCUGGCAGAUGUGUGCAGGAUAGAAUACAUUUCAUUUGUUUUGGAGCCAAGAAUGAGUGUGUUACUAUGGUAGUCCCCUUAGGAUUUGUAUGUGCUCUGGGCUCAUGAAGAUAUUACAUCAUGAGCUGGGGCAGGUGUACUCCUUUUUGAUGACCUGAAAAGGGAUUAUGACCUAAAAAGGGAUUGUACCACUGUUAAUUAGCCAAAUUAUUUGGUCUAACAGUUUUUCUUUAUCAUUCUGAAACUGGGUUUUUCUAAUAUAAUGAUAAAUUAUUUCAAAGGUAUUUUGAUAGUUCAAAUCACUUCACUUUUACCCUGACACAUAUAAAUGACUAGGAAUGACCUUCAGAUAGCGUUUAGCAUCUGUAACCUAUGUGACAAUAACGUGUUCAUCAGGUACCUAUGGAUUAAAUCCCAUACCGGGAUAUUUAAGCUGAAUGUCAGUCUGAAAAAUAAAUGUGCUAUAUUACCUGAAAUACCACUCUUUGUGUAGGUAUUUUGUCAUAAGUUUAAGAAAAAGCUAAAAAGAUGGAAAUCCUAUGACAAUAACUUCACUCUUUCUUCUAAGUGCAUGCAGUCGUUUGCAAUACCUCAUUCAGCCAAGUAUUUGUUCUCUUCCUCAUUCAGUAUAAGGCAGCUUUCAAUUUGCUUAGAAGGCAACAUUAGAAGGUUAGAGUUCAGCAGAAACAGAAUUUUAAAAUGUGAGUUCAACUGAAUAAAUUUGUAUUUCUGUAGAAAGUAAAGAAUCAAAAUGCCUAUUGAAAGAUUGCAAUAUAUAAUUAUUUUUAAAGUGUUUGAUUAAACCUGAUAGGUUUUCCCAAAAUGAAAACACUCAGUUCUAAAUCCAAAGCUGCUUUGUACAAAACAUGAAAAUGUAAAUCACCCCAUCCAUAAUAGCUUCUUUAAAACUUUAUCUUACAGUCACUUUCAAAUAACUAUUCAAAAAUGUAACUGCUGUAUUAAUGUCUUGAAAUAAGUUAAAAUAUUUUAAAAUAUGAGCACCAUAGUUUAAAACAAAGAAUCUAGGGGAAGGAAAGGUAGAGAAAGAAAUGCCAAUUCCAGUCCAAAGCUUUAUUUGCCAAGUUUUCUUAGAAUGACUUUUACCAACUUACGAUUUCUGGUAAACAGAAUGUAUAAUAGAAAUACUGACUUUUGUCUAAAGUGGCAUUGACUGCUUCUGUGAUGCUACUGUAGUGUAAUAAAUUAUGAAAUUCUUGCAAGGUGCUGUUUUGCCUUAAAAUUUUGUGUGUCUUGAAAACUAUAGUAUUAAAUGUACUGAGACUGUGCAAAUGCCGGGAAUGCGUGGCAUGAGAUAAUCAGUUUUUAUUCUCACAAAAUUGUAACUAUGUAAGUGUGUUUAUUAAAAGAACAUAAACUAAAAACGUUACAGGAAUUAAAAGUUGUGGGAUGAAAAA